Messenger RNA from Volvox carteri f. nagariensis, 982 nucleotides. RefSeq lists its product as uncharacterized. Lineage: Eukaryota; Viridiplantae; Chlorophyta; Chlorophyceae; Chlamydomonadales; Volvocaceae. Bases 28 to 438 code for a protein of 136 amino acids. Gene Ontology annotation, biological process: endoplasmic reticulum to Golgi vesicle-mediated transport. The record is from RefSeq and is a predicted model, not a curated record. Gene Ontology annotation, cellular component: nucleus; cytoplasm; TRAPP complex. The transcript is spliced from 4 exons.
AGCAGGAAUACGCGGCGUCAUAAGGAGAUGUCAGCGCCAACACUGACCUUCGUCAUUGUAGGUCAGGAAGAUAACCCCAUAUAUGAAGUGGAUUUAGCAGGGCCUAAGGAGCAACAAACACAGUACCUUCACCAGUUCGUCCUCCACUCUUCACUAGACGCGGUGGAUGAGCAAAUGUGGAUGAGCAAGGAGCCCCAUCUUAAGGUAGUGGACAGGUUCAACGGCCUCAGCGUGACAGCCUUCGUAACAGCCGGCAACACUCGCUUCCUGCUGCUGCAUGACGGCCGCAGCGACGACUCCAUUCGCGCCUUUUUUAACGAAGUGUACGAGCUGUACCUGCGGGUGUUGCUCAACCCCUUUCACACGCCUACCAGCCGCAUCUCCAGCAGAGAAUUCGACCGAAAAGUAAAGCUUCUCGCGAAGCGGCUGCUUGGGUGACAUACUUAGGGGUACAUACGUCUCAGACUGCGACACGCUCGUGCUGGCACCACCGUUGGCCAGACGCUGACGCUGAGAUGCGUCGGGUGUGCGUUAAAUGUUUGACGGGCGGAAAUGCGUGCCCAUGCAUGCAUGGGCAUAACCGGGGGGGGUCUACGCAUGCGCUUCCAGGGGCGUCAAUGCAUAGUGUGAUGAGAGGAGAGUGAAGACAUCGUGAACGUUUUUGCCAGUCGCUGGGUCGAGAGGUGCGUCGGGUUGUCGGUUUGCCGUGUGCACUCACACCACUGUGAGGCAUCUGACCGGAUUCCGGCAAUCACGCCGGCGGCAACAUGGCCGUUGGGGGCGCGGCAUGGAUGAGGGAGUGCCCGUGACCAAUGAAAUUGAGGUAGCGUGGUAGGUGGGACUGGUGUCGCCAUUCGAUGGACGGGGUUGUUUCGUCGCAUCAUUUUCAGGUUGGGUUACAGAUUCCAGGAGCUUAACCGUUGAGUGCAGCAUCUCACGCUCGCACAGGAGCCCUGCACAAAUGGAAUGUACGAUACCGGGG